AGCUCAGAGAAAAACGUACGCAUACAUAUACAUACAUACAUACAGAAAGUACACAACAAUUUUUUGUACACCGAGAAAAGUCGCCGAUCGCCUCCUGAUUCGCACAAAUCCUUAACGAUGGAAACGUUCGAGAAGCCAGCCGACCUGUACGCGUACUUGUAUUUAUAAUUUAAACGUUGCUUAGCAGGUAGUUGUUUCCGAUUAUUUAAUUUACCGACGGUUCUGCGACGGCCGCGCGGAAUUCUUUUCUUUCUGAGCGAGCCCCGUUCGCGGGUGAACAGAAGCAGGCAUCGCGUUUCGAAUCGUGUGCCGUUGUGCUCUUGAGUUUUUUUUCUGUUUUUUUUCCGUUUCGUUAGGGACUUCCGGUUUCGGCGAUGCCGAGGCACGGCGGAGUCGGUCCUACGCGUAGACGAAACGACUCCGGCCGUGUCCGAGAAACGUUGCACGUGGUCCUCCGACGCGCUUGAACUUGUAACAAUCGAGUAAUAGUGAAAGUUCGUCUAUUUAUUUUAAUUAAAUAAUGCUGAUAAUCACGUUAAUCGUAUGCUGUUGACAUGCGCGUGUUUCAUUUUGGCGGAUGAGGAUAACGAAGCAUGUCGCAUUAGAUGUGAGAGAGUGAUAGGAAGAGAAUGUGUGCGUGCGUGUGCGUGUGCGUGUGUGUGUGUGAAAGAGAGAGAGAUGAUGAUGAUGAACGUUAGAUUAAAACGGGAAGUAGAAUUACAGAUUUUAUAGGGGGUUCUUUUUUCUAGCAAUGAAUUUAUAAUGUCUUGUUGUAAAUUUAUUGUAAAAAAAAGGGGUAUUAUGAUACAAAGACACGUACUAAAGAACGGGACAAAUAAGAGUAAUAUAGUAUUUGCAAUAAACAAAAAUGUUUCUUUUACAACAACUCAAGCGUAACUUGUUUUUUCUUUUGUUCUUCAUACGUUGUUCUUGUUUGGUUCGAUGUUGGAAUGUUCCGUUGACGGUUCACUUGGGACCUUCGUGCUCGUUGUAUCGUGUUCCUUUGAUCGUUGUGUAAUCUUAAUGGUAAUCGAUGUUCACGAAAUUGUGUUGUGCGUGUAACGGGUGUGCAGUGUACACUGGUCUCUUGAACUUACCACGGGAAUAGGUAAUGCAAGUGUGCCUUAAGAUGGAACGAAAGAUUUUCUUCUGGUUCGUUGAAGGGAACAGGAUUCGGGGGGUUCAGAGGAUCUAAUCGAAGAACAUCGAAUAUGUAUGUAACGCACAAGAUAUCUGCAACGCUUCAGCCUCUGUACCCUUCGAUUAUUCGCGUUGCUUUUACGACGAAGCACGACAGAAAGUUCGCUUAUGUCUUUCUUUCUCAGAGGUUUCACUUUAUUUCUCCGAGAGGUGUGCAAACUAUGGUAAUUUCAAGCGCGCGUUUACUCUGUACACUCUUACAACAGAAACAAACAAACGAGAAGAAAAAGAUACUGUAAUUGAGAAAAUUCGAUAUACCUCCGAUCUUUCUUUGACUAAUUUACACGGCACUCGCAUCGUAAUCAUUCUAAUCCAUCGUUCUUACUGGUAGCCGGCGAUGCCGUGCGAAAACGGCGGGAUUAUUGGAAAUACUUGAUUCGAAAUUCAAAUCCCCGUGCGAUUUUGCGAACUAACGAUCGAUCAUUGUAUCGAUCGAUCAACUGCCUUCCGAUGUCGAUAUAUCGUUACGAUAUCGAACGAUCGAUCAAAUCGUUCGCGCCUUUUUUUCAGCGAGGUUAGCGUCGCCAUCUUGUAAGGGAAGAAAGAAAUUGUUAUUCGAAACGAAACGCGACAUUCGAGGAGAAUAAGAAGAGGACGAUGCUGUCGAUGAAGAACAGUAAGUUUCUUUUCGAGAAACAUUUCGGGAAAUUCGAUUGUUGUCGCGUCGGUUUUUCGUUUGCGCGAGAUAACCUUGGUUUUAGGUUAUGCGAACAGCGCGAGGUUAUAAAAUGAACAAUUUCUGUUCCGAUGCAUCGAAGUGUCCCGGGUAAUUGGCGGGCGAUCGCUACCGAGCAAACAACGAAAUGCGAAGCAGAUUAACGUACUGCCUAAAUUUUAGCCUGAGAAAUUAACCGUUCGCGAUUAGGGGUGCAUGAAACCAACGCAAAUUAAAUUGAAUCAAAUAAGAAGAAGACGAGAAAAACGAGAAGAAGACGGAUAGAAAAACGGAUAGUAAGGUUUUAAUUUAUCUUUCGUUUUCUUUCUCUUGUAAUUGUCGAUUGUUCAUUUUUCCGUUUGGAAUGUCGAGUUUUGAUUUGUUUACCAGCACUACGGUGAUUUUUAGAGCGACUACGGAUCCGCGCAGAGACACCGCCGAACGUAACCAAAGCGAGACCACGAGAAAGAGAAAUUUCCUCUGUGAGUUUAUUUUUGCGUGCUUACGAGAGAGGGGUGUAUCGUCGAACGAGAGAACAAUUGUACGAUCUGUUGCGUUGUUUUGCCCAUGUUUCGAUUGAAAAGAGACAAACAAACGGAGAACGGAGAGAAACGAACAGCUUCGAUUGCAAAAGUAAAUAUGUAAUUAUGGUAAUUACUAUACGAUUCACUCUUUCGCUGCGAGAGUCCUAUCCGUCGUGACACUCUCGUCGACCUUCAAAGAUGCAAGGCGAGUUCCAUUAACACGUUCACUGCUCUGUCAAUUAUUUAUUUAUUUACUUUUUCAAAAGUGACAAAGGUACCAUUUAGUCACUUGUGUGUCUACCGUGGCGGUCAACGUGUUAAUGAUAUCGCUUGAAAAACAAUGUCUUCGAACGAUAACGAUAACUGUUAACAAACGACAGAAAAAGAGAGAGCAGCUAUAGUCGGCCGUCGUGGCAAAAGAGUUAAAUACAGGAAUAAUUUGUUCUCUUCGCGAUCAAGAACACCGAGACGUUCCGUUACGGUAACGACGCGUGUUUCGAACGCAUCGAAUCCGCAGUCGACCAUUUAGAAUUAUCCGUAUCGAUACUUUGAUAACCGAGGGAAUCACACCUCGCCGGACAUUGUUCUCUGUUCAGAAGUUUGUAACUGAAAUUGUCGUAAAUUUUGGACUAAUAAAAAUACUAUUUGAAAAAUAGACGUUGGGCCGAAUCUUCGUCGUCGUUUCGCACGAUUAUUUUAUCUUUUGAAAUUUUUCUUUUCGGUUUCAACAAUGUUCGUUUGCCCAAGUUUGCCGUCAACUACGUAACACGCUGACGCAGUUGCAAAUUCCUGGGUUAUUACGAAUUCUGCUAAUUUGAAAUUCUGUUUAUGGAGAUUCAUGAUUUAUUGCGUAUUCAGACGUUUUUUAACCGUAGAUAACUGAUUUGAGAAUGCUGUCAGCAUUUGAAAAUGAAAAAUAAAAUCAUUUUUUUACCUGGUAUCAAUGCCAGGAACAAAGUUCGUUAAGGAAAUUUGCUACGCAGUCAGACGGUUUUUUUUCAAAUGAAUUAAUAAGAAAUCGGUCAGUCGGACUGUUAAUGCGAUAUGCUGCAAGAUUUACUGUCCGUAAGGCAACUGGAACACACCUUUUCCUGUACUCGACUGCUAUCCAUUUUGGUUAGUUUCUUUAGGAAUAUUUUUUGCGUCUAAUACCAGAAGACUAACUUCUUCCUCUAAUAAUUUACAAUUUAUGGAAGAUCCUUUAAAGAUGCUGUGUCGGUGCUAAAUGAAUUUUGUUAGAAUUGAUUUCAAAAAAACAAUUUAUUUCUAUAACAUUUGAAUCGAAAUAAAAAAGAAUAAUGGAAGGUGAAUUGAAGCACAAUAUUACAAAGUUAUUGGAAAAGUUGCGAUUCGUUGUAAAAUCAGAGAAAGAAAUUGAAGAUAUUAUCCAAGUUUUGGAUUCUAUUGUUAAUGUUAGUAAAACAUCUAUUGGAGAAUUUAAUGAGUUCGCAGUGGACGAUGUAUUCUUAACGUUACUGUACCACGAGUCUAAAGAAAUUAUUGCAAAGACUGCCAAGGCAAUUGCAGAAAUUGCCAAAAGUGAAAGGGGUAGGGAGAAAUGCACUACAACAGACAUAGUGAAUGCGCUGAUAAAUUUAUUGAAAGAUGAUCGUGUGGAUGUUUUAACACAAACUUCCAGGGCUCUGGGAAAUAUUUGUUAUCAGAAUGAAAAUGGUCAGAAAUUUGUUGAAGAUCAAAAUGGAUUGAAAUCGAUUUUGGCAGUGCUGGAGAAAAGUGUUACAUUGAAAAAUGUAGAAGGGGCACCGUUUCUUCGCAAUGUUGUCGCGGGUCUUUUGUUAAACUUUCUUAUCGACCGAUCGUCGGUAAACGUACAGGCAUUGCAACAGGAAAUUGUACCAACUAUAUGCAGUGUGUUGGAGAUCGACGGUACUGCGGGAGGAGAAUCCGCAAUGCAUAUGCUACAAAUACUAGGGAUAUUGGACGAUGCUGAUAUAGAAUUUCUAAAUGAAAGAUUAAUAAAAAUAUUGGUUGAUAUUUUGACGAGCGACACGUCGUCAGAACUUUCAGGAAUGUGUUUAGAACUCCUUCAUGGCCAAGCAGAAAAUGAAAAUGCAAAGCUGUUGCUCGCGAAAGCAGGAGUCUGCGAAUUAUUGUUGAAACUUUUGGAAAAACAUAGUCCGUAUUGCACAGACGAAGUAGCUAGGUCGGUGCUGAAAGUUGCUUGCAAUUUAAUCAUCCUCGUCUUAACUGGAGAUCAGAGUAUGAAUAGCUUGUACGACAACAGUAAUGGUGUUGUAUACAAAAAGUUAGUCGAGUGGCUUGACAGCGAAGACAAAGAUUUGCAAAUCACAGCGGUAUUAGCAAUGGGCAACUUCGCGCGUACCGAUGCCCAUUGCAAGCUCAUGGUUACUCAAGGUGUUCACAGGAGUCUUCUUAAACUUCUGCAGGAUAAUAACACGGACACUGCUGAUAUUAGAUUUCAACACGCGUUACUCAGUGCUUUGAGGAAUUUCGUUAUUUCUCCAGAUAAUAAACUUGUAAUAUUGAAAGAUGGGUUAAUAGACAUUUUACACUCAAUGUUAAGUAUUCCAUCUUAUCCUGUGGUUUUUAAAUUGUUGGGAACUUUAAGGAUUGUUAUUGACGGUCAAUGUGAAGCUGCUGUAGAAUUAGGGAAAAAAAGCGACUUAUUGAAGAAAACUGUUGAAUGGUGUGACGUAGAAGAGCACCCUGGAGUUCAGGGUGAAGCAAAUCGAUUAAUUGCAUGGUUAAUUAAUAACAGCAGGUGCAAGGAAAUUUCACUUUUGAUGAUAGAACACGGAGCAGUGCCGCAUUUAGUUAAAAUGUUGAUGUCCCAGCACAUCUUAAUGCAAAAUGAAGCGUUGAUUAGUUUAAUGAUAUUGACUACAAGCUGUUUAGCAGAUUGCGAGAAACUUCUGCUGGAGACUGAUAUAGGAGAAAAGCUUUGUAGAUUUUUUGAAGUCACAAACAACCUGGAAAUACCAAUUUUACAUAAUGCUAUCUCAUUGUUGGAUAAUAUCGUUAAUUCAGACGUAUUGAGAGAACAUAUUAGAAAAAGUAAUUUAAAAUCAUUGUGUCAAAAUAUGGUUGAUAACAACGGAGACUUGUCUGUCAGAGAUAAAUUAAAACAGAUUUGCGAGAAACUUAAUUGAAUAAGGAAAAUAUGAAUAUUAUAACUGUUUUAAGAGGUACGGGUAACCACAUUUCAAAUCUUUCUUCCCAGAUGAAAAUAAGUCUUCAUACUACAAUGUAUUCAACUGUCUCAUAUCAGAAGCAAUAUUUUUAUAAAAUCAUAGUUACGAGUAACAAGACACCCUGCAGAAACGUAACAAUUACGUUACAGUAUUAUUUUUAAUUAAAAUCAUCUUUCUAUUCUUAUCAGUUUCCGUUGUAACAUUCUGUUGCAUCGUUAUAAAUAGACUGCUGAUGUUUAUGCGUGCAUAUGGAAAAUAUGCAGAGAAUACACAAGUUAUUUGCAAAAUAACAAUUAUACCGAUUUCUGUCCAAGUUUUGCUAAUUGUAUAAAAUUACGAAUUUGCAUAAACAUCCUCUAUUUAGCUGUACGCGUUUAGUUGGUUAAUCUUCAAAUCAAAAUGAAUGUAUUUAUAUGUG
This is a messenger RNA of Nomia melanderi (Alkali bee), 5970 nucleotides long. RefSeq names its product visceral mesodermal armadillo-repeats (gene vimar). NCBI's taxonomy places the organism in Eukaryota, Metazoa, Arthropoda, Insecta, Hymenoptera, Halictidae. Gene Ontology annotation, biological process: positive regulation of GTPase activity. The record is from RefSeq and is a predicted model, not a curated record. Gene Ontology annotation, molecular function: guanyl-nucleotide exchange factor activity; protein binding.